AUGUUAUUUUAUGCGAUUGAAGCGCCCACCCCUUCGAGCGAGCCUUUAAUACCGACAAACAUCAUCGAUGCGCCUACACAGAGAUUAUAUGCCACUGCAUUCUGGGUGGCGCUAUGGACUUGGCGAAUAUAUGAUUAUUUGGGCUUGCAGGAGUCGGAGGAGCAGAGCUUAUGGCUGUUUAUGAAAUGGGUUGCCGUGGAUGGCAUUUUCCUCUUUGGACUCCCAGGCCUGAGAAUACCGUGGCUAGAGUGGAGCUCGGCAACCAUGACAUUGAUAUUCCUUGCUCACGCCAUCGCAGAUGCCAUGCUCAUGUUUCGCAUACCCAUACCAAUCAUGGCUGGCUUUGCCGUCAUUUGGCGAGGAGUUUGGGGAGCAUAUGAGACGGCAGUCAACGAACACAACGUCAACCCAGAGUCCGUGCUGUUUAAUGACAGCUUGAUCUUGGGUCGGCAAGUCAUCCACAUCUUGCCAGAGGGCACCGCAAUCAUGAACCCCGAAAGAGAGGCAUUUUGCAUCGAUCACACCACGACCGAAGUGAAGCUGCCAAUAACGAUCAACGCCACGGAGCCGAUCGGCAUGGAGAUCGUGCACGUCGAUUUGGAGACCCAAGCUAAUAGUACAUUGCAUAUCAGCAAGAGCCAGCUCAAGCACAUGCACAAGGAGGCCUCGAGAUUGUUGACUUACAGCGACGAUCCUGAUAAGCCGAAGACGCUUUACUAUACCGUAAAGAAGCCCGGCCUCUACGUCCUCUCCAAGGUCAUUGAUGCAUCAAAUCUGGAGGUGGCUCGUAAGAAUCUGGCCCACACAGUCGUGGUACCCUGCCCGCGAGUCGACUUCCCACCCACACAGCAGGAUACAUGCAGAGGCGAUCUUUCGAAAGUCCACUUUGAAGUGACUGGUACUCCGCCGAUGAAAGUGAAGUACCGAAAGAGGAUCAACAAGGACACUCAGCAGACUACUUUCGAAAAUAUCCAGCCCGAAGAUUUCGUCUCCCCACUUCUCAAAGCCGACCAUAACUCGCUGGUGGUGCCCAAGCGCAUGGACACGGAAUGGGCGAGAGCCCGGAAGGUCACUGUGCCGCUCAGCGAAGGCCUCACUACUGCCGGAGAGUGGAUGUACGCAAUUGACGAGAUCGUCGAUGGCUUUGGCAACAAGGUCAGAUACUCGAAUCGCGACCAAGCAGAGCAGGAAAAGAAAAAUGCCAAGUACACUGGUCACAAUCUCCACCAGGUACUCCAUGUACACGAACGGCCGAGCGUAGAGCUAGCUGGCUGCACUCCGCAACGGCCGAUGAAGGUGGCCAAAGGCAGGUCCGCAAGUCUCCCUGUCAAGUACGGCUCAACUGGACGGGGCCCACUAAAGGACACAUCGUACCACCUAGAGUACAUUUUCAGUCCACAACGUGACAUGACAACUUCCGAAGGUCACAGCGCCUCGCCGCAAACCAAAACGGUCAGCCUGGAAAGUUUCAAUGAACAGCCACAGAUCUCUGAGCCAGGACUUUAUACGUUGACCAGAGUGUCAAGCGAUUUCUGUUCUGGUGACGUGCUUGAGCCUGCAUCAUGCUUGUUGCAGAAUCCGCCCGAACCAGAGCUCAAGAUCAGCCAUCAAAAUAUCACGGACCAGUGCGCUGGAAGAGCGAUCGGCUUAGUGGUGGACCUCGAUUUGACAGGAACGCCUCCAUUUGAGGUCUCCUACAAAAUGGUCCGAGCAGGGGACCGACAUCAUAAGAUGGAGAUUGAAACUAUCAAUGGUCUUCGAGGCCAGCUUCAACUCACGCCACGCGAGGCCGGUAAGUACACCUACGAGUUUGACGCUAUCAGCGACGCAGUGUACCAUGACCAGAAGCUACCGAAGUCCUUGAAGAUCGAGCAGACUGUCAAUCCUUCAGCAUCGGCAAUGUUCGCGUCAAACCGCAAGCAGACUGUCUGCAUCGAUCAAGCAGCUUCUUUCCAGAUUCAGCUUUCUGGUGAGGGACCAUUCAAGGUUGACUAUGAGAUCGUGCACAACGGCAAACGCAAAGCACAGCCGCCGCUCGAGAACAUUGCAGGAAAUGUGGUCGAGCUACCAACGCCUGUAUUGAGAGAUGGUGGCGAGUACACUGUGUCACUCGUCAGCAUUACGGACGGCCUUGGAUGCAAAGAGUUUCUCAAAGACGAGGCUAGGAUCUCAGUUCGCCACCAGAAGCCCAAGGUCGGCUUCGGGCUCAUCGAAGGACGAAGGACUAUCAACGUGCGCGACGAUACUCAGGUGUCAUUGCCCAUGCGUUUGACUGGUGAAGGUCCUUGGACUGUCAGCUACAUCGAUGCGGACGGCCAACAAUACACUGCGCACCCGCGACUACCGAACGAUCAUGUUCAAGUGGCAAAAAGCGGCAUGUACGAGCUCACCGAAGUUUCCGAUAGCCUUUGUCCGGGUAUCGUAGACGACGCGGCGAAGGGUUUUCAGGUCAUCCAUAUCCCGCGACCAGAGCUUCGUAUUGCACAAAAGAAAGAAUACAAAGUCAAAGGGAAUGACCUCUACAGGACCGAAGUAUGCGAGGGUGAUGAAGAUGCUGCUGAUGUCCUGUUCCAAGGCACACCACCAUGGACAGUCUCAUACGUUGAGACAGUCAAGCCACUACACGGUACAGUCGCUCCCAAGAAUAAAGACAUUCGCGCGGCUGUUCAAAGGGCCCCUCUCCGCAUGGACACAUCCAUAGCAGGUCAGCACGAGUACAAAUUUGUGAAGCUGAGGGACAACAACUACGACCACUCGCCGAGGCACUUUACUCCGAUGACCAUUCACCAGACAGUCCACUCUAGACCCAGUGCCGCCUUCACGAGCCCUGGUAAGACAUACAGCUUCUGCUCCGUUGAGAACGAGGGCGAAGAAGUUAUCCCAGUCACCCUCCAUGGCCAGCCGCCCUUUGCUCUCGAAGUUGAGAUUAAGCAUCAGGGAACCGUCAAGCCUGAGCUGAUCAGCUGGAACGAUAUCGGAUCACACAGCUAUAACAUCCGCAUCCCUCACUCUCGCCUGCAUCUCGGAAAGUCCUCCAUCUCGCUCCGCCGAGUCAGCGAUGCUCGUGGCUGCAGUCGAAGCCUGGACAGCACAACCCCACGCGUACAGAUCUCCGUCCACGAUGCACCCACUGUCACCUCCCUUGAAGAGCGCAGCGACUACUGUGUCGGCGAUCGUCUUAACUUCGCUUUGUCUGGUGUCGCGCCAUUCACCGUCUUCUACAACUGGAAUGGUCAAGCCCGCAAGGCAGCAGUGGCGAGCGGCAAUACCUUCCGGCGUCUCGCAGAAAAGCCUGGCGAAUUCGUCAUCACUGGUCUGCAAGAUUCUGCUUCCACAUGCAAGUCAUCAACGAACAUCACGAAACACAUCCACGGCAUGCCAUCCGUCCGCGUCAGCAAAGGCAAAGACUCCUACAUCGAUAUCCACGAAGGUGGACAAGCCGAGAUUCUGUUCGAGUUCGGUGGCACCCCACCUUUUGAGUUCACAUAUACACGCUCUGCAAACACGGAGAAGCAUGGCAAGAAAGCCGGCCAGCUUCUCGAUAUGCGAUCUGAAGUCAGCGACGAAUAUGCUAUGAGGAUAUGGGCGAGCGAAGAGGGAACGUACGAGGUCGUGUCCAUUAAAGAUGCACACUGCUCGUAUGCGAAGCCUGGAGUUCCAGAUGUGAAGGGAAGUAAGCAGAAGAAGCUCGGAUACUAUUGA
This is a messenger RNA of Pseudocercospora fijiensis CIRAD86, 3702 nucleotides long. RefSeq lists its product as uncharacterized. NCBI's taxonomy places the organism in Eukaryota, Fungi, Ascomycota, Dothideomycetes, Mycosphaerellales, Mycosphaerellaceae. Gene Ontology annotation, molecular function: structural constituent of nuclear pore. Gene Ontology annotation, biological process: protein import into nucleus; nuclear pore organization. The transcript is spliced from 2 exons. The coding region runs from base 1 to 3702 and encodes 1233 amino acids. Gene Ontology annotation, cellular component: nuclear pore transmembrane ring. The record is from RefSeq and is a predicted model, not a curated record.